CUUUCAUCACCUUAAUCAGCCAUCUGCCACCAACAUGACGACUGUCGCGGACGACUUGCUUAAUGACUUCGGAAGCUCCGGCGAUGAGGCCGAGGAUGUCGAAAACAACAAUGGCCUUAUCCACGAGGACGAGUCCAACGGCGACCGCGACCGCGACGCCAUGGAAGUAGACGGCGACGCCGCGGACGAGGACGACCGACUUGAUAGCAAGCCAGAAAACGGUCUUAACGACGUCGAAGAUGCGGAGGCUACAAAGGCAAAGAUCGAGAAGAUGCAGCUCGGCGCAGUUAAGGACGUGCGCAGUGUCGCAAGCCUGAUGCAGACAAUGGAGCCUGUCCUCGAGAAAAUUACACACUAUCGAUCACAAGCCGCGACGCAGAGCACGAACGUCGGAAACAUCGAGGAUCAUCCCGAGUACCACCUCCUCACGCAGUCCAACGGUCUCUCCACCAUGAUCGAUGGCGAGGUAGUCUUGGUGCACAAAUUCAUCCGCGACCACUACUCAACCCGAUUCCCGGAGCUGGAAAGACUCGUGACGACUCCCCUGGAGUAUGCUAAGGUAGUGGCCAUUCUCGGAAACGGUCCCCUGGACUCGGACAGUAUCAAGGCCCUUCAGACCUCAACAGACAACCCUUUGGGGACAAGCUUGAAGUCUGUGCUAGACGGCCCGUCUCUCAUGAUCGUCACUGUGGAGGCGACGACGUCAAAGGGCCAUGAGAUGACGGCUGAGGAGAUGCAGCGGGUUGUCCAGGCCUGUCACAUGGUCAUCUCGCUCCACAAGGCGAAACAGACUCUGACGGAAUACGUCCAGUCGCGUAUGAAUAUCUUUGCACCUAAUCUGACAGCCCUCAUCGGCUCUCUUACCGCCGCGCAGCUCCUCAACGCCGCCGGUGGACUCACUGGUCUGUCCAAGACACCAGCCUGCAAUAUUCCAUCAUGGGGUUCCAAGAAGAAGCAGUCUGGACUAGCAACAAACAUUGGUAUCCGGCAGCAAGGAUAUCUCUACAACUCGGAGAUGAUCCGUGGUAUCCCCAACGAUCUCAAGAAGCAGGCCAUGAGAAUCGUCUCAGCCAAGCUCGUGCUAGCCGCCCGAGUCGAUCGCAUACACUCAAGCGCCGACGGGUCUACGGGAGAGGAUCUGAAAUCUGCCUGCCUGGAGCGACUCGAGAAGCUCACGGAGCCGCCGCCAAACAAGGGAAAGCGAGCACUGCCAGUGCCAGACGACAAACUCUCCCGAAAGCGAGGUGGACGACGUGCCCGCAAAGCGAAGGAGGCUCUCGCCAUGACAGACCUAAGGAAAGCCCAGAACAGGAUGACGUUUGGCAAGGAAGAGAAGGAGGUUGGGUACGGCACGGGCGAAUCAACGAUGGGCAUGGGAAUGAUCGGACAGUCCAACGACGGCCGGAUCCGCGGCAUCCAGGUUGAUCAGCGAACGCGAGCGAAACUCAGCGCCAAGAACAAGGGCUGGGGCGGUGCCAGCACUGUGGGCGGUGCGGCUUCGUCUAUCGGUGGCUUCGGCCAGUCGGCCGGCAUCGACCUGCGCGGUAAAGGCUUGAGGGCCUCGGGUGUAGGUAGCACGGUCGGCUCGGCCACGGGCGGUACAGCCUCGUCUCUCGCUUUCACACCCGUCCAAGGCCUCGAACUCGUCGACCCCAAGAUGCAGGCCGAACUCAGUAAGAAGCGAAAGAUUGAGGAAGACCGAUGGUUCAAAGGCGGUACUUUCACUCAGGCUGGUGGUUCAUCCAGCGGCUUCAAGGUACCGGGCCUGCCAUCAGCUAAACGUGUCGACACCGGAACAACGAAGAUGGGACCUCCAGCGGCGCGCAAGUCAUGAGGAUUGCUAGGAGAUGCGAGAAUAGAUUACUGGGAGACAACGGGAGCGGAACACCAUCAUCCGAGGAAAUAUUGUGACGAUAUUAAUGGUCACAGGUUAUACUGAGGCAAGAAUCACCUGAGACGAGAGAUCCAUGGGCCGGGAAGUGUUGCAGGCGAACAAGGCGUUCAGGGAAACAAUAUAAGUUGACUAUUCCGAGUGACUUGGUAGGGCAACUAUUUUACAGUGUACUUGGUAAAACAGAAACAAUCAUCAUGAUAAACUUCGUUGACACGUGGGUGGCGUUGUAGUUGCUUUUUUAUUGCAAGACAUGUCAGGGGUAUACCUAUACAAUCAACUCGCAAAUCCUAGACCCUUGCCGUUAGACAGUUGCUGAUCGUGUGAGAGGGAGGAUCAAUGUGACAUCACGAGAUAUAGUUGCAGAUGUUAGAUCUCAGGCACAAUGGAUAAGUUAACCACAA
Molecule: messenger RNA, 2295 nt
Organism: Ilyonectria robusta
Lineage: Eukaryota; Fungi; Ascomycota; Sordariomycetes; Hypocreales; Nectriaceae
Exons: 2
Coding region: 35-1834 (599 amino acids)
Biological process (GO): mRNA splicing, via spliceosome; spliceosomal tri-snRNP complex assembly
Cellular component (GO): U4/U6 x U5 tri-snRNP complex; U4 snRNP; precatalytic spliceosome
Source: RefSeq, a predicted model, not a curated record